Molecule: messenger RNA, 3780 nt
Organism: Oncorhynchus keta (chum salmon)
Lineage: Eukaryota; Metazoa; Chordata; Actinopteri; Salmoniformes; Salmonidae
Product: cyclic AMP receptor-like protein A
Exons: 14
Coding region: 446-1468 (340 amino acids)
Biological process (GO): adenylate cyclase-activating G protein-coupled receptor signaling pathway; cell surface receptor signaling pathway
Cellular component (GO): plasma membrane
Molecular function (GO): G protein-coupled receptor activity; cAMP binding
Source: RefSeq, a predicted model, not a curated record
CGAAUUAAACACCUGUUUUCUGAGCAAUCUUUUGAAUGAACUUAUUCGGCGUUCCAGUGGUGUAUUUGAUCUGCGCAUUUGCCAGCACCAGGUAACGUUAGCGCAAACUUCGCUCUUAAAGCCAUUUUUUGCUUGAUCCGAAAAUGUCGGAGACGCCAUAAGGAUGGUGUGACGCAAUUGCAGAGUCUCCGGAGUCAUGCAGGGGCCAAAAUGACCUCCGGUAACUGCUCAAAUUUUGUACCAAUAAGGAGGGUUCCGUAAAGCUCCACAUUGACAUGACUGGUUGGCAUAAGUUUCUGUAUAAACACAAACUAACUUCCUUGACAACUUCCUUCACAACAGUUCUGCACUGCUCCAUAAAGCGCAAGAAGUAUGAAUACCCUGACUUCUGUAGAGGCCACAUUACCGUAAACGCUGCACGGCCAAUGCAGACGACAGAUUUACCAUGCAACGCCUUUUACCCGCGAGUGAAGUGGUGAUUCUCACAGUGAAGCGAGCCACAGGCACCUUCUCACUGAUAGGAUGCUUUUUCAUGCUGUUUGUAAUCUGGCUUCUCCGCCGGUAUCACUCCUUGGCCCAGAAGAUGAUUUGCAGUCUGACAGUUGCGGCCUUCUUUGACAGUGUAGCGUAUGUCAUCGGUGAUACCCAUCCAGAGGGGAGUCUGUGUAACUUCCAGGCCUGGUGGCUCACUUAUUUUGACUGGAGUGCCUUGGCCUGGGUGUGCCUGAUCACAGUGAACCUCUACCUUAACCUGGUCAAAGAGAUGAGCACCAGCCGCUACGAGCUACUGUACCACCUGAUGGCCUGGGGGGUGCCCCUGGUGAUGGCCUCCCUGCCCCUGUUCAGUGGAUACUACGGCCCAGCAGGAGCCUGGUGCUGGAUCACAGGCAACCACGUAGCUUGGAGAUUUGGGAUAUGGUACGUCCCACUCUUCACCCUCAUCUUCCUCAUGAUCUGCUGCUACGCCAGAAUAAUCUACGUAGCCAAUGAGAGGAUGCAGUCGUGGUUUGGCACCUUCAACCCAGAGAGGGAGAGGAGAAAGGUGUCUUUGGCUGAGGAGAUAAAGCCGUUGAAGUGGUAUCCAUCUGUUUAUCUCCUGGUGUCUCUGUUCCCCCUCAUCAACAGGCUCCAUAAUGCGUUCUACCCCCAGGAUCCAGUGUUCUCUCUUACUUUGCUCCAUGUCCUUUCAGCCCCUCUCCAUGGCUUGGCCAACGCAUUCGUCUUUGGCCUGGACAGAGACACCUGGAGCCAGCUCAGUCCUACAGGCAUACAGGUCACAAAUCUUGCUGCUGUGAUGGCACACUGUGGAAUUUCACCCAGUAGUUGGCGCUGCAGUCUCGGCUGUGUGACAGGACGCGUAUCAGGGAGUACCAUCCUGGGGCGGUGCACUACACACAGGCUGAGCUGGGGGACUUCAGUGACGAGGAUGAUGAUGACACCAACGUCCUUUUCUACUCUCCUGACAUGACCCUGAAAGACAGAGGACCCUAAGAGACAGACAGACAGACAGACAGACAGACAGACAGACAGACAGACAGACAGACAGACAUUCUGAGGGGGGGUACGUAGGGAGAAAGGGAGCAAAGGAGGGAUAGUGAGUGGUUUCUGUGGUAGAUCUGUCAGGAUCCAUUAUUAAUCCACAUCCUUUACUAUUUAAUAACCUCCAACUACACACACACACACACACACUAUCCUGCCUUUCUGUCUGACUUACACAGCAUCGUAACAGAACCAGCGAAGCAGCUAUAGUGCUUUAAACAGCCUUCAAACCUAAUGCUACACACUAGCCUGGGUGCCAGUCUGACUCUGCUUCAGUCCUAGUCAACAACUGCAGAGCUGGCUAAGAAAACAACAGACUGUCCUGGUACCCAGGCUAGCAUAUCACUAGUCCCAAGGGGCUUCCUCUCACCUCCUUUCCUUCAUCUGCACUGAUCUGAAAAGACAGCAUAGGUGAGAGCAAAAUGUGUGUUGAAUGUUCAAAGGAGAGGAAAACAGUUAAGACUAUUGACAUGUACCCAGGUACUGCAUAGUCACUUGGCUGACAGAAUUAAUUCUCUCCAUGUUAUUUUUACAUUCAUAUGUUUUUGUCAUUUAGCAGACGCUCUUAUCUAGAGCGAUUUACAGGAGAAAUUAGAGUUGAGUGCCUUGCUCAAGGACACAUCGACAGAUUUUUCACCAAGUCGGCUCGUGGAUUUGCACCAGCGACCUUUCGGUUACUGGCCCAACACUCUUAACCUCUAGACUACCUGCUGCUUAUGCUAUUAGCUUGUGUUUAUUAUGUUAUUUAUGGCUUCUUUUUCAUACUGUAUGACUACUGUUAGCAAAUCCCUCCCAAGAACAUGUUGCGAUCACGAUAAUGCCCAGCAUUAUAUGUGACUUACUGAGCUCUGAGGGUUAUAAUACAACGCAAGUUAAACAAGUUAGCUAGCUAACUUACCUGAAUAUUCUGAUAUAACUUUUUAUUUUUUAGAAAGAUAAGCUUGAAAUGGGCAUGGUGUAAUUGACUCGACAACCAAAACGCAAAACUAAGUUUAGCUUUCUUAAUUAACCAGAAAAUCAGCAGUUAUUUCUGGUUGUUUAUCAGUUAGCAGGCUAACUCAUUGAUCUUGCUUUGUAGUAUAACCCUCUGGUGCUAAUGCUACAGUAGCUGACCAUACAGCUUCUCUAACUCAACUCAACAUGCAUAAAAGGCCUCCAUUCAAAACAGACAGAUAAAUGGAGGGAGACAAAAUGCAAAGAAGGGGGGUGAUGGAAUUGUGAAACCAAGAUGGGGAGAGGGAGUGAAGAUAUAUCUUAGAACAAUUAAUGUCCCAACGAUAGCUGGGGAUUUAAACGAACAAAAUCCAUUAUUUGAACCGCUUAACUUCUAUCAUAUCUGUUGUUGUCUUUACAUAUGGCGUUACUAAUGUUGCUACUCUUCUAAAAUGUCCAUUGUUUUUCGUACUUUUAUGCAUCUGUAUGUUGUUUUUCCAUGAAAUGCUGUGGUCUGCCCACAGGUUUGAGUUUGUUUGAUAAACUGUUAUACUGUAUUUAUAAGAGACAAUGUACUGUAUAUAUAUAUUAGUGUAUACGCUAUAUUUUUGUAUGGAUGCUUUUGACUGGAAUGUGGAAAGGUUAACGUGACCCCUAAAUGGUCUCCAUGUCCUCCUGUUUAGGCCUCAAUGGGGGUGGAAGCAGUACAAUUGAACACGCACACUUUCUUAAAAUGUGUCUCACACACUUACACUCUUUCUUUGAUGCCUGUCUCACACAAAUGCAUGUACACACUCACACACACACACACACACUCACACACACACACUCACACACACUUUGACACACAGUCACCUGUCUCUUUGAUGUAGAGGCUGCCACAAGGACAGCCUCUGACGGCCUGUCAUUUACCUUCGACACUGUCAUUGGCUGACAUCUAGAGAACCGCAAUGUGAUUAGCAGGCUAUUAGAGGUGCUGUGUGGUUGACGGGCUGAUGAAAAGAGAGAUGUGAUUUUGCUGAACAUCCUGACAAGGAUGUCGCUCCUUUCCCAAAUCAACCCCCGUAGCCCCAGUGCACUUAUGGAGAACUGGAUAGCUAUUAGUGAAACAGACAUCUACACAAGUGCAUAGGAGAUAUGGGGCAAGGGGUCCAUUUGGGGAUGCGCAUAUAGACCUAACACAGAAUCCUAUCUACACAUAAUUAUACAGUCCCCUCUCAAACCACGUACAAUCGCUGCACCAAUCCUAGUUUAGGCAAACUUCUAUUGUUCUGCUGCAUUCAAUCUAAUAAACAAGCAGGAUACACA